Messenger RNA from Colletotrichum phormii, 690 nucleotides. Its product is annotated as heterokaryon incompatibility protein-domain-containing protein. NCBI's taxonomy places the organism in Eukaryota, Fungi, Ascomycota, Sordariomycetes, Glomerellales, Glomerellaceae. The record is from RefSeq and is a predicted model, not a curated record. The annotation marks the transcript as partial. The transcript has a single exon.
CCCCCUUAUGUAAUAUUAUCACAUACCUGGAACGAGGACGAGGUCACCUUCCAAGAUCUUGACGACCCUGACCACACCAAGAAGCGAGGCUAUGCCAAAAUCGACGGUCUCUGCUGCCUGGCGGCCCAAAAUGGCUAUCAAUGGGUGUGGGUUGACACUUGCUGCAUCGACAAGACGAGCAGUGCUGAGCUCUCCGAGGCUAUCAACUCCAUGUAUCAGUGGUACAAAGAUGCCUCUAUCUGCUAUGUUUACCUAGAAGAUGUUCAUCCAGGCGAUGACCCGAGCAGCUUCGACAGCCAAUUUGGCAACAGUCGAUGGUUCACUAGAGGCUGGACGUUGCAGGAGCUUCUCGCCCCCAGAACAGUCGAGUUCUUUGAUGCUGCCUGGAGGGAACUUGGCAGACGUUCUUCUCUGGCGCCGAAAAUCGAGUCCAUCACCAGUAUACCGGCCUACUUCCUGAGAUUCAAUCCCUACUCAGCUUUUCGCGACACCGAGAUCGCUGUGAAGAUGUCGUGGGCCGCUCGGCGGCAGACGAUGAGGGUGGAGGACAGAGCAUACUCUCUUCUUGGUAUAUUCGAUGUGAGCAUGCCGCUGCUCUAUGGCGAGGGGGAACGGGCUUUUGAGAGGCUUCAGAUCGAGAUUAUGAAGCAGUCUUCCGACGAUUCGAUACUCGCAUGGGCAUGUCAGGGC